Molecule: messenger RNA, 2075 nt
Organism: [Torrubiella] hemipterigena
Lineage: Eukaryota; Fungi; Ascomycota; Sordariomycetes; Hypocreales; Clavicipitaceae
Source: the annotation of a GenBank genome assembly
GGAUGAUUCGAUUUCUGAUGCCAUUGUAUUUAGUAAUGUCCUGUAAAUAAUUUAGAAUUUUUUGUUGACCGAAAUAUGUGAAUACUGGGAAACGGUAGCAGCUGCCAACCUAGUUCUUCCAUCAACUACAUCCCACGGCUAACGGCAACUUAAAUCCACUGAAUACGUGUAGCUAUCUCUUCGCUUAGCAUUUCGACCCAAUUCCAACGGCUGAAAACAAAAGCGGCACGGCAUCUGCAAUGUAGUCCAUGCUUCAUGCAAGCCUGCCCUGCGCUUGCACUUCGCCUACUCUGCGCCUCUCAGGCGGGGUUGAUAGACAACAUUCGCAACAAAGACUUCAGCUUAUCAACGCCAAGUACGCCCGAUCAACAUAUCUGCUUCCGUAUUAACCUCGUUUACGGUGUUUCUGGUCAAACGAUAUGAAUGUGCCGGCAUAAUGGUGGCGACAUGACAACCAGACCUGGGGUCUAGAGCGAACAUGGCUACAGCUGAUCCAUGCACCAGGGGCGCCAACAACCAAGACACGGGCCGGUGAAGAUCUUAUUCCGCGUAUUAAAUGAUUGCUUGAACUUUAGAAGCGGCUUGGUAUAAAGUAGGCGAAUCAACAAUCGAAACAGAGCGUCUGGUGUACCGAACAACAGAGAGUACUUUGUUAACUACAGUAUUUUAGCACUAAGUUCUUCGCUUUAACCAUGUCAAGUCUCCCUACCGAUGCCCCUCCCUCAUACGAGGAUGUUGUGAACAAGUUCAAUGGCUUAGUCGGCGGUACUCGCGACCCCAAAGCCGUCUUGGACGUGGCAGAUUGCCUGUCUGCGGAGGAACUGGAGAUUUUAACAGCCAACCACAGCAAAGACUUCCCUCUCAAGACCGAAAAUGAUACAAAGCAAUACGUUAUGGCUGCAACAGAGACAUCCAGCUCCCCUGAAAUGACUCCGUUUCUGACCCUCUCGGCAAAUGCGGCGUCACAGGUUGCAGCAAAUGUCAGUCACUCGUUCAAUAGAGUCCAGUUUUUGCUGGCAAAAGUCGACCAACACUCACGACCCAGCUUUGAAUCGAAAUUCAUUACUAUCAAGUCUGGGUUCCAAGACACCGUAGAUGAAAGCCGAAGCGUAGCGGCCAAAAUGGCGGCGAGCGUUGCACUGUUGGACAGUAACGAACUACCGUAUGCCCACGACGCUCGUGCGUCUGUCGCAGGAAGGAUCACAAAAUUGGAAAAGUAUAUUAAGACGUCUGAGGAGCUACAAAGCGCUAGCACCGGCGUCACUGACAAACUGACGCGAGUAACGACGUCUCUCGACGUAUUCACCACCGAAUUUCUCCAGUGGAGCGAAGAUAAAGAAGGAGAACUAACUGAAAAGAUUCGGAUAAUUAAACAACAGCUUGUUUCCCUUGCUAGACAACUGGGUGAAGCCGAAACAUCUCUGGCAACUAUGACCCAUUUGUCACAAGGCGUUGCACCGAUCAUGACGGCGCUUGGUGCAGCAUUCCCGCCUUAUAGUGGGCUUAUUGCGAUUGGCGGGCUGCUCAUCUCUGGAUUGAGUUUGGCUGCGACGACGGCUCUCGUUCACCGAAUCAACAGUCUUAAGAGUGAUAUUGCGGCAAAGACCAAGGAAAAAGAAGAGCUUGGGGCAGAACUAGAAGCCGUCCGACAGGCUAGAGAAGAAGUUGAGCAAACCCAAACAGCGAACAUUUCAUCCUUUGGCGAUUGCAUAGCCGCUAUGCCGGCCGUUUCCAUUUCCACGGUUGAUGAGGCUAAAAGUGUUCUAUCCUGGCUCAAAGAUGGUGCCGACGACAACAACCGCACUCUGUACGCGCAGAUGAACUUGAACAAUAACGUCAGAAGCUAUAGAGCUAUGUCAACUUACUUGCAGACGUUUGCAUCUGCCAUUUCCCCCCUCUGCAGCCAGCCGGAGCCAAAGGAGUAGAUACGUAUUCCACGUUAUAUUUGACGCUAAAUUCAAUCAAUAUUUAAUUCUUUGUACUGCUUUGUACGGUAUAGUGAACAAAGUAGCUAUUGCGCCCCAGUUAUGGCAAGCUGCUUAGUGACCAUCGCCGAUCGGUGGUGUAGUUGACGC